Homarus americanus (American lobster) is the source of this 1340-nucleotide messenger RNA. RefSeq names its product mediator of RNA polymerase II transcription subunit 11-like. Bases 115 to 522 code for a protein of 135 amino acids. Lineage: Eukaryota; Metazoa; Arthropoda; Malacostraca; Decapoda; Nephropidae. Gene Ontology annotation, molecular function: transcription coregulator activity. Gene Ontology annotation, biological process: regulation of transcription by RNA polymerase II. The record is from RefSeq and is a predicted model, not a curated record. The transcript is spliced from 3 exons. Gene Ontology annotation, cellular component: mediator complex.
UGGUGUUGUGACUGAGGGAGGACAAGACGCCUUACUCUACACUGUCUGCUGUGUCUGCUGUACACUGUCUGCUGGGUUAUACUCUGCUGUGUUAUACUCUGCUGUGUUAUAAAGAUGGCGAUGGCUUCACCUAUGGAUAGAUUACAGGCCCUGGACACCAUAGAGAAGGACAUAGCUACAGUGUUGCAGUCAGCGGGUCAAGCCCUGACAGAACUGAGCAAAGACAAACCCGCCAACAAACAGGUAGAAGCUCACGUCAACCAGUUCCGCCAGACACUGACCAACGUCGAGACGGAGUUGGCCAAGCAAAUUAAUUACCUCACACAGGUGUCUACAGGCCAGGCGCACGAGGGGUCGAGCUACAACUCCCAGAAGACCCUCCAGAUGGCGAUGCACCGUCUCGACCACACCAAGACCCGAGUCAGUGAACUGGAGGCCAUCAAGAGUAAACACAUACAGCUGCUACAACAACACCAGCUGCAGAAACAACAGGGCAUGCAGCAGCCUCCACAGUCCUCCUGAUGCCUCACAGCUGUACCUCUCUCUUUACUCUGAGUGUCUGCUGCCUACAUGACUAUUUUGUGGAUCACCUGAAGAUUAGCACCCCCUUGUUUAUUUUGCCUUAGGAUUAACCACAUAUGCUGUCCUAACUUAAUCCAGCCUAACCUAACCUAACCCAGUCUAACCUAAUCUAACCCAGUCUAACCUAACCUAAUCUAACCCAGUCUAACCUAAUCUAACCCAGUCUAACCUAACCUAACCCAGUCUAACCUAACCUAACCCCUCCAGGUAGUGUUAAGGUGUUUAAUCAUCAGGUGAAAUAAACUGGGGUUACCAAUUUUCAUUUAAUUCUAUUCCUUAAUCAAACAAUCAGGUAUGUUUAAAAUUGACAUCAGUAUAAAUAGUUCAGUAUGUGAGAAGUCUUAUCCCUUAGUGGACGAGGAUCGCAACUUGCCGUUAUUUUGACCACAGGAACUCUUUAAAUCUAAUGGAUAUCCAAUGAAAUGUUCAGGAUGUCUCAGAAAAAUUUAUGCAAGUUGACGAUUUUUUUUUGGCGAUCGCUUGUGGCAAAACACCAACGUUGUCUUUGCUUGCUUGUGUGCGAGGUCUACAAGCUAGGGCAGUGCUGGUGUUUUAAUACAAGCAAGGACAGUGCUGGUGGGGUUUUAAUACAAUCCUUCAUACAAUCGCCACAAAAACCUAUAAGGCAAUUCAUAUACAUUUUACUGAGACUACCUGUAAAAUUACCUGUACUUUUUACCCCUCUCAGGAGCUCACCUUUUGUACAUCUUUCAUAUAAUGUAGCUCUGUAAUUUACCUACAAUACAUCUAUAACAAAG